UGGUAGUUGCUCGAGCGGUCUGUAUAGUCUGCUAAUGUUUGAAAUUUACAAACAAAAAAAAAAUAAUAUAAAAAAUAAAAAUUUUAUACAGUGACAAAACAUAAAAAUGAUUUAUUUACCUAAUUAUCAUUUAUCAAUAUUAUAAAAGUGUAUAACAAUGUCAAGAGAUAUAUUUUCUUGAUUAAAAUUAUUGACAUUUGAAAUUAAUUCAAAUUGAAUGAUUUGUAUAAUCAAAAGUCAAUAAUGACUAUUCGUCUAAAUUUGACUCGUAGCCGUCCUAUUCGAGCAUUAAGUGGCUUUGCCGUAAGAUGUUGGGCACUUUCUGGCAUUUAUCUUUUUGGUUGUAUAAUUUUGUAUUGGCUCUAUGGAGGAAUAUUUACAUUUUUUCUCCUUUGCUUUGCCACAACUGGAGUACUUUAUCAUAUGGAAGAUGAACUUUUAUAUUAUCCAGAAAUUCCAAAACAUUCACGAGUUUAUGUUCCUGCUCCAUCAACGUGUAAUUUGCCUUAUCAAAGUUUAUUCAUUCGAUCAAAAGACGGUAUAAUGUUACACAUGUUUUUUAUUCCUCAAAAAGAGGAUAAAAUUAAAAGAGCACCAACAAUACUUUUUCUUCAUGGAAAUGCCGGAAAUAUGGGACACAGGCUUCAAAAUGUAGUUGGCCUCUAUGAAAAACUUGAGUGUAAUAUUCUAAUGUUAGAAUAUAGGGGUUUUGGAUUAUCUCAAGGAUCACCGUCUGAAGAAGGAUUGUAUAUGGAUGCUCGAGCGGGAAUCGAGUAUCUAGCAACUCGUAGUGACAUUAAUUCUAAUGAAAUAAUUGUCUUCGGAAGAUCUUUAGGUGGAGCCGUCGCUAUAGAUUUAGCUAGUAAACCCGAGUAUGCACAACGAAUUUGGUUUCUUAUUUUAGAAAACACAUUUACCAGUAUUCCCGAUAUGUCUACCAUUCUUAUUGGACCGAAAUUACGAUACCUUCCAUUAACAUUUUACAAAAAUAAAUAUUUGUCUCUACAAAAAAUGAGAACACUUGUAAUACCAACAUUAUUUAUUUCUGGACUAGCUGAUAAAUUAGUACCACCGAAAAUGAUGAAAAAAUUAUAUAAAGCCUGCAGAAGUCCUUGUAAAAAAUUAAUUCCAAUACCGGCAGGCUCACAUAAUGAAACAUGGCGUAGGGCAGAAUAUUUUCAACAAAUAUUAACAUUUAUGAAUGAUAUAAGAGAAAAACCACCUAAUAGAACAGCUAACGAUUGUUGGCAAAUUGAUCAUGUCUAGUCUUUAAAAUUCUAAAUUUUUUUUUUACAAAAAUUGAUCCGUCGUAUCAGCCAAUCGCUUAUUUGAAAUUUAAUAAAGAACCUCUAUUUUUAUCUAGAGAUAAACACACUUUUCAGAGAUAUCGCAAAUCUAUACAUCCAAAUCGAAUUUAUUUUAAAAUCUAAAAUCUAUUUAAUU
Messenger RNA from Leptopilina boulardi, 1443 nucleotides. RefSeq names its product protein ABHD13 (gene Bem46). The transcript has 6 exons. Gene Ontology annotation, cellular component: membrane. The coding region runs from base 244 to 1266 and encodes 340 amino acids. NCBI's taxonomy places the organism in Eukaryota, Metazoa, Arthropoda, Insecta, Hymenoptera, Figitidae. Gene Ontology annotation, molecular function: palmitoyl-(protein) hydrolase activity. The record is from RefSeq and is a predicted model, not a curated record.